UGAUACAACCAUGCUGAUCGCUUAGUUGUUUGCAUUCGGAACUGGGGAAGAUAGCUUCUCGUAGAUUCACUAUACUAAUCGUUUCCGACAUGUCCGACAAAAUCUUAUCAGCUGCAGGGGAAUGCAGUUUUCCAGAGGGUAGUCUGCCGUCCUGGGAAGAGCACAAUGCAGUCCCCACAUCACACGUCUGGCCUGCUCAAUCUCGCCCCUCUGUGAAGCACGAUGAGUACUCGAAUGCCGACAUUCCAAUGAUUGAUUUGGCGUGCUGUGAUGUCGGCGACAGAGCCGCAAAGCAGAAAGCAGUCGCACAAAUGCGAGAAGCCUGUCUUAAGUGGGGAUUCUUCCAGAUGAAGAAUCACGGCUUCCCUCUGAAUCUGAUCGAACGUGUUCGUACCCAGGCUUUCAAGUUCUUCAAUCUUCCAAUGGAAAUGAAGAAAAGUGUUCAGAAAGCUCCUGGCACGUUCACUGGCUUCGGGCAUGUUACUGUCAAAGCGGGUGAUGUACAACCCUGGGCUGAGGGAUUCUACCUAAACGACUUCAGCGAGGUCGACCAACUGUCGCGCACCAUGUGGCCCGAGAAAUACAACAGAGAAUUCACUGCUGCGUACAGAGACUACGACGAAGAGAUCCAGGUGCUGUGCAAGAGACUCCUGGACUUGAUCAUUGAAGGUCUGCAUGUGACUGAUAGAACACACUUCGAAAAUCCUGCACUUGGGUUCCGUUGGAGGACUUCAAAUUCAGAAAGACGGCGCCUGGUAGCAGUGAAGCCUCGGAACGAUACAUUUGCCGUCAACAUAGGUGACAUGCUUCAGGUAUUAACCAACGGGCUGUACACGAGUGUGCCACACCGAGCCGUUGUAAACAGAGCUGAUGCUCGUCUUUCACUGGCUUAUCUGUUUCUGCCUCCUCAAGAUGUUGAGGUCGUGGCCGCUUCAGAUCUUGUGGAGGAUGAGCCGUUGUAUAUACCGUUCAAAUUGGAAUACUAUUCUCAAGUGAAACAGAUUCACUUUUUAAAUACACUAGACCAUUUUAUUCGCAGGGGCUUGUUACCCAUGCCCAAGUCCACACGCGCAGAAAACUGCUAGAUUUGUGUUGGAGUUUGAGAUUCAGCGUUUGGAGCUGCUAUGGCAGAACUGUAAUGAUCAAGAGCACUUGAAGUUUAUCAAUAGUGACCAUGAAAAUCGUCCUAAAAAUGCCAUUUACGUACAUAUUUACGUUUGCUUACGUCAUUUGCUUACAUAGUUACGUUUACUGCUUAGAUAGUUUACACAAUUUUUGCGAAAAUACAAUCAGCAAAAUUAUAAAGCGUAGGUUGUUUAAAAUGCUGGGCCUCUAAGACUUAGCUGAGUAGAUUUAGUUUCACAUACCAGUAAGACAUAGAAUUAAAGUUGCUAACCAUGCACAAGCGCCCCUGAUGAUGUUUUGUAGUCUCUCUCGGAGUACAACAACGCCAGAGAUACUCAAA
Molecule: messenger RNA, 1465 nt
Organism: Physcomitrium patens
Lineage: Eukaryota; Viridiplantae; Streptophyta; Bryopsida; Funariales; Funariaceae
Source: RefSeq, a predicted model, not a curated record